AAUGAGAGAGCUGGUUUUUUCAGGUAGGCCAUGCAUCAUCCCUUAAAAGCAGCAGCGGCUCCUCCACCGGUCCACUGGAGCUGAGGUUGUUCAGGGCGAAACGAUGGCAGCGGCUACAGCUCAACACGCGCGCAACUUGCCCAGUGGCGCCGGCAUCUUCAUGACCGCACCGGAUAUUUUAUACCUCCCGGAACUUCUCUUCGGCGGGCUGGUGUGGAUCCUGGUGGCCGUCACGCACGUCGAGCCAGCCAAUCCGCAGGGCUGGGUGAUGUUCGUGUCCGUCUUCUGCUUCGUGAUGACCUUCCUGUGGUUUGUGAUCUUCGCCUGUGGGGGGCACAGAAACAGCGGAUCGUGGGCAGCUGCGGACUUUGUGUACCACGCGCUGGCAGUGAUUUUUUACCUCAGCUCCUCAGUGUCCCUGGCCUCGACAACCAUCGCCUUUGGGAUUCUAGCACCAAGCUCCGUGACCUACAAAGCUGACAUUGCUGCAGUUGUGUUUUCGUACGUGGCCAUGCUGCUCUACUUCAUACACUUCAUUCUGUCGGCCAUCAGGUGGAAGGACUUCUAGAGCCCGCCAGGCCUGUGUGGAGAGAGCGGAGUGCUGCAUGGCCGAUCUGAGAGAACUGAGCUCGAGUUUCAGCACUGGAGCUUUUGUCCUCGAAUCAAGCAGAAUUAUAAAAACUAAAAAAAACGAACCCCACGGUAAUAACACAUAUCAAAACUUGUUAACAUAAAAUGUCCCCUAGCACAUAUCACAUGUUAAAUGUGCAUUUCCUUUCAGACUGCAUUGCUGAUUGUUUCUGUUUUAUUAAUUACAGAUAUGCAUUUUAAUUUUUACCAGAAUAGAACAGCGCAGAGCUUUACUGUCCACAGAAGUGGAAAUUUGCCUUUGGCUUUACAAAGCCGGCCAAAAAAAGUCAUUGGUAUUACAUUUGUAUAGUAUUUUAUUAUUAUAUCGUAUCAUAUUUUUUUGUGUUGUAUUUGAUUGUUGGAUUAAGCUCAAAUGACAGGUUUUCUGCUGAAAGAAUGAAUGUGCUUAUGCCAGGAAGGGGUUCAGUGUUUGUAUACCUGGCCAUAGGUACAUGGAGGGAACCUGGAAACAGAGAGGGGAUAUGGGGAAGGUAAUUAUUACAUUCAGAAAAAUAGUGUUUCUACAAAAGCACACAGACAAUACAGUGAUAAAUGUGAAGUGUGUAGUUCCAUAUUUGGAGUGCAGAGAAGUGGAGAAGGCAAAUGUGCAUUGAUAUUGACAUUUACAUUUACAUUAUAUAUGUAAACUUUCUAACACUGGAUGACCCGUGACAGUUUUAGCUCUCACCUUGUAUCCGAUCAUUUUUUUCCCAUCUGUUCAUAAACAUUAAAAGUAUGCCUAAAAUGCAACAUGUACCAUACUGCAAGUGUCAUGAUGUUCAUGCCAGGCCAAGCAGGAAGUCCAUCAUACCAUAGAUGUUUAACGGGCAGGCGCACACUUAAGCAUUUAUGCCAUAGACGUGUGAUGUCUUUGAUGUGCUGGAGUUGUUGGGAUAAAAAUCCAUAUCAGCCUAGGUUUGGUGCCCUUUAGUCUAUGAAUACUCUACCUUUAUCAGUUCACUGUCAUUGUUCUUGGGGUACAAGAACAAAAACAAGAACUCCCUCACCCUGCCAAGAACCGGAAACUCUACCUUCAUCAACGCAGCAGUCAAGAAUGCGCACAAGAAUACAUAUUUGCCCUGCCUGUUCCUUUCGAGAAAUGCAACUUCGUGAAGCGGAUAAGAAGCCCUCAUCUACUCCUGGGCCAACUAAUCUGAGCUGAAGGUGUGGAAUGAGAUGCACGUGUAGAAAAUAUGGACAUGAAAAAUAUAUAUCCAGCCACCAGACCCACCAGUCAUGUUCUGUUCCUCACAUAUGUACAUUGCCUUCAACUCCUGUGUGCAUAUGAAUCCACUGAGAUAAUUGUACUGUAUCUGUCACAAAUAAAAGUUAUGGAGAUCA
Molecule: messenger RNA, 1971 nt
Organism: Anguilla anguilla (European eel)
Lineage: Eukaryota; Metazoa; Chordata; Actinopteri; Anguilliformes; Anguillidae
Product: myelin and lymphocyte protein-like
Exons: 4
Coding region: 104-568 (154 amino acids)
Biological process (GO): myelination
Cellular component (GO): membrane
Molecular function (GO): structural constituent of myelin sheath
Source: RefSeq, a predicted model, not a curated record